Messenger RNA from Protopolystoma xenopodis, 360 nucleotides. The record is from the annotation of a GenBank genome assembly. Lineage: Eukaryota; Metazoa; Platyhelminthes; Monogenea; Polystomatidea; Polystomatidae.
AUGACUGGAAGUAGGGCCCGAAAGAAGAGCUUCGUGCCUCAACUCCAAACAAAUGAUACAGUUGAUGCCGGUACCGAGGCCCCUUUUGUGUUCGACAUGUUGCUAGGCCGACUAUGUCGUCUUGUGGGCAUGAGGUCGGAAACGGGGUCUAAUGUUGGUCACAUUGAGUGCGAAAUUCCAACAAAUGAGGCCGACCGAGACAGUCGAGCUAGCGAUGGGGCUGGUAAGCAUGGAUUAUCACAUUUCACAUCCUUCAAGUGUGCGCUCUCAAGGCAUCACCCCAGCCGCGGUAAGUUGAGAGGAGUGAUGUCGGUGACUUGUAGAGACAUGGAGAUGAGAUGGCGCCAAGUUAUCGGCUAA